Messenger RNA from Lates calcarifer (barramundi perch), 5403 nucleotides. RefSeq names its product cAMP-specific 3',5'-cyclic phosphodiesterase 4B. The transcript has 17 exons. Bases 1233 to 4193 code for a protein of 986 amino acids. Gene Ontology annotation, cellular component: perinuclear region of cytoplasm; cytosol; nucleus. Gene Ontology annotation, biological process: signal transduction. Lineage: Eukaryota; Metazoa; Chordata; Actinopteri; Centropomidae. The record is from RefSeq and is a predicted model, not a curated record. Gene Ontology annotation, molecular function: 3',5'-cyclic-AMP phosphodiesterase activity.
UUCUCCACGGAGGCUGUGGUGGUUGAGGUGGUGGUGGUGGGGGGUGGCUGGGGGAGACCACUGUGGCAGGGGAGAGGGAGAGGAGAGUCAGGGAGGGAGGGAAGCUGGUGAAGCCGCGGAUAUUCAUGAAGACGCCAAGUGUUUUUUUUUUCCCUUCCUCUCGCCGUGGUGACACACUGCUAGUCUGCGGAGAGACAGAAGGAGUGGGGAAGACAGGAGGGGAAGGAGACAAGUGAAAGCAAGACAAGGCCCAGCCCAUCUUGCCAUUGAUCUUGAGGCGAUCAAGACUCUGGUGUGAAAGUCCUUUUCGUUGAGUGGGUGUGUUCUUGGUGACCCUGGUAAAAGUCGUCUCCACCACUAUCUGUCUGUGCACCAGCUCAAUCAGAAACACUCCGAUAUGCUGAAUCUGUCCUAUCCAAUGGAAUUAGGGGAGUCUACACAGAAGAGGAUACACUGAGUCCGGUGCAAGGAUUGAUCCCAGCAAAUCAAACCUGGAGUUUUAACAUCUGGACUUCUCAGAUGAGCUGAUCAUAUUCAACCACUUUUCCCAGUGCAGAAUUUGGAUCCACGUGAUUGAUUAAAUGAUGGAAAAACUGAUCUGAGACGGGAAAGAUCUGGUGCAAAUUUUCCCACAAUUCCUCUGGAUUUUUGGGGUUUUUAAUUGUUGGGAAAUUGCAUUCAUGUGGGAUCAGGUUUACAACUGGGAAGCAUCAUGUGAACAAUACUCCAGGUUGGAUGAUUGUUUUAGAAAUCUUGGGACAAGGUUUUCUUCAGCAGCGACAUCAUGAACUCUGACUGGGAUAUCCCAAUGGCUUGUUUAGCCAACGGAAGACGACAUGAAGGCAGAUGUAAUUUUUCCUAGAAACUUGUAGCUUACACUAAAAUGGAGUGAGAUUUUUCUUUCUUCCAUCUUUGGCUUGGAAACAAAACAGCCGGUCAAAACAAAGGUCAUUGACCUCACACUGAACCUGGAGCCUCUGAGGAGGCACAUUAAUGCACCAUUACUGUUUUGCGGCAGGAGGACGCUCGGUUUUAGCCGUCUGAGGUGUGGACAGAACGUGAGCGAGGCGGUUGGCUGGCUGAGUCAGCUCCAAUGGGGGCCGGUUGUGACCCGGUCUGACCCCGGUUUGACCUUGCAGUGACCUUUGACCUCUCCGGUCCUGGCUCUCCACCUGCUCUGCUGCCUGGGUUCGGGAACGCUCCGCCCUGGGGCCCAGAACGAGCCAAUCAGAAUGAAGAAGAGCCGCAGCGUGCUGUCGGUGACUGGAGAAGAGGGUAAUGACACAGAUAUAACAGGUGCUGGGGAGAAGGCGGAGUCAUCUCGCUACAGCCGAUCCUAUACGUCUGGAGCCACGCUGGGGGCCGAGCUACGCAGAGGGAGGAGCAGAAGACUCUCGUCUAGUCUCCAGGUGCCCUGCUGGCUCCGUCCUCGGGAUCGCACCCGUUCACCAGAGGUCCUCAGCAACAUGUCACGUCCCACAACUCUUCCUCUCCGAAUCCCACCACGCAUCUCCAUCACGCAAGCAGAUGCUGACAGUUAUGAAGCAGAGAAUGGCGUGUCGCCAGGUCACACCCCCCUGGGCUCGCAGAGUCCGGGCCUCACCCUGCACACCUCCUUCCCCCAGGGCCAGAGAAGAGAGUCCUUCCUCUACCGCUCCGACUCGGACUACGACAUGUCGCCCAAGACGGUCUCACGUAACUCCUCCCUCGCCAGUGAAGGGCACACAGCAGAGGACUUUAUUGUCACACCUUUUGCUCAAGUACUGGCCAGUCUGCGAUCGGUACGGAGCAACUUCACCAUCCUUGCCAACGUCUCCACACCAACAGUCAAGAGGUCUCCUCUGGGUGGAGUGUGCGUCAGUCCUAGGGCGACACUAUCAGACCAGCAGUACCAGCAGCUCGCCCUGGACACAUUGGAGGAACUGGACUGGUGCUUAGACCAGCUGGAGACCAUUCAGACGCACCGCUCUGUCAGCGAAAUGGCCUCCAACAAGUUUAAGAGGAUGCUGAACAGAGAGCUGUCCCACCUGUCGGAGAUGAGUCGCUCCGGUAACCAGGUGUCUGAAUACAUCUCCAGCACCUUCCUGGACAAGCAGAACGAGGUGGAAAUCCCAUCUCCUACCCUGAAAGACAAACCUAUGAGUCACAUCAGCGGAGUGAGGAAACUGUCUCACAGCUCCAGCCUCUCCAGCACCUCGAUGCCUCGCUUCGGUGUCAACACAGACCAGGAGGAUGAGCUUGCCAAGGAGUUGGAGGAUCUGGACAAGUGGAGCUUUAACAUAUUCAGAGUAGCAGAGUUCUCCAACAACAGACCCCUCAGCUGCAUCAUGUAUGCCAUCUUCCAGGAGCGAGAGCUGUUGAAGACGUUUCGUAUCCCGGUCGACACCUUUGUAACUUACGUGAUGACCCUGGAGGACCAUUACCAUGGAAACGUAGCGUAUCACAACAGCCUCCAUGCUGCAGAUGUCACCCAGUCCACGCACGUCCUCCUCUCCACACCUGCUCUUGAUGCCGUCUUCACUGACCUGGAAAUCCUCGCGGCUCUGUUCGCUGCAGCUAUCCAUGAUGUAGACCACCCUGGAGUUUCCAAUCAGUUCCUCAUCAACACCAGUGCGUCCAAACACACACAGUCAGUAAAAUGUGUCUGGAUGUUUGCACAAACUGUCUUCACACACACACACACCCCUCCCUCUGUCUCUUCUCUGUGCUCAGACUCGGAGUUGGCCCUCAUGUAUAACGAUGAGUCAGUUUUGGAGAACCAUCAUCUCGCCGUGGGCUUCAAGCUUCUGCACCAGGAAAACUGUGACAUUUUCCAAAACCUCACCAAGAGACAGCGCCAGAGUCUUCGCAAGCUCGUCAUUGACAUGGUGUUGGCCACAGACAUGUCCAAACACAUGACCCUGCUGGCUGAUCUGAAGACAAUGGUGGAGACCAAGAAGGUGACGAGCUCUGGUGUGCUGCUCCUAGACCACUAUACAGAACGAAUACAGGUACUGAGGAACAUGGUGCACUGUGCAGACCUGAGCAACCCCACCAAGCCGUUACCGUUAUACAGACAGUGGACGGAGAGGAUAAUGGAGGAGUUUUUUCGACAGGGUGACAAAGAGCGAGAGAGGGGGAUGGAGAUCAGCGCCAUGUGUGACAAACACACUGCGUCUGUGGAGAAAAGCCAGGUGGGUUUCAUCGACUACAUCGUACACCCGCUGUGGGAGACGUGGGCCGACCUGGUGCACCCAGACGCCCAGGAGCUGCUGGACACGCUGGAGGAGAACAGGGAGUGGUACCUGAACACCAUGCCCCAGUCUCCCUCACCUCCCCCGGACAGACACCUCCAGCAUGACCGCUUCCAGUUCGAAAUCACCCUGGAGGAUCUGGAGCACAACAACCACAACCACAUGCAUGUGAGGAACAGCAGCGGCAGCAGCGGAGGGAGGAGCGGGAGGAAAGUAAUCUGUGAUGACGGCGACGCAGACAGAACACAGGAUGCCGGGGCAGAGGCCAACGGAGAGGAACAGAACCAUGUAGAAAAUGAGAAAGAGGAAGACGAGCAGAAUCACAACAGCGAACAGAACGGAGUCCAGGAUGAAGAGGAAGAGGAGGAGACUGGAGAAAGGGAGAAAGAAGAAGGAGAGGAGGAGGAAAACACAGGGUUGAAUGAGGAACAUGGAGAGGAGCAAGUAGAAGAAGGAGGAGGGCAGACAGAUGAAACAGAAAAAGAUGAAGAAGAAGUUAAUGACUCAGUGGAGGAGACUAAAGAGGAGGUGGAGGAGAAUGAGCAAAAUCAGGAAGGAGAGCAGGAGCAGGAGGAGGGGGAGGGUGAUGAGGAAGGUGGAGAAAAUGAGGAGGAAAAAGGGAAUGAAGGAGAGGGUGAGGAAAACAUAGAAAAUGAGGAGGCAGAAGGGGAAAUAGAUGGAGAAAAAGAAGGCGAGGUGGUGGAAGAGACUGAAAAUGAGGAGGUAGAACUGGAGGAAAAAGAGGAGGGAGAGGUGGAGGAGAACGUAGAGGAAGAGACAGAGGAAAAUGCUCAACAAGAGGACAGUGAGAGUGAGGAGAAAGUGGAGGAAGAGGAGGCAGAAAUGGAAGAUAAAGUUGAGGAAGAAGAGCGAGAAACAGAAGAGAACGUGGAAGAUGAAGAGGAGAAAGGUGAAGAGGAGGAGGCGCCAGCUGAUGAUGAUGAAGAAGAAGAAAGUUAGUUGGGUGUAAAAUCACAAAUUAACAGGGUCAGUGAGGAAAAGUAGAAGAAGAAAUUCUGAGAAUCUUCGGGCUUUGAAAGUUAGCAGCAUGACUGUUGACGAAGAGGAUAAAGAGACAAAGAUAAUGUGCUCUUUUCACCUCAUCAUGUGACCCUCUCAGUUGAUGCUCAGAUACCAACGUCUUAAACAAACUUCACAGCUCACAGACAAACAUUUAAGACCAACAGUAGAGCAGCGGACAUGAAAACAAAACCUCUCCAGAGCGUUCACCUUCCUGGGAACAAACCGUUACAGCGUCAACUGGUAGUGAUAGAAAGACUAGAGUCUUCAUCACCAAGUAUCUGUACAUCCAUCACUGCCGUAAGGGAUAAACUGGGGAUGAUAACUAAAAAGGGGGGGACCUGUUUUAUCAACCUUUUGUAGCUCCUAAAAAAACCUGAGUACAUGCAAAUAAUUGCGUGCCUGUUCUCCCAGUCUCAUGGAUUAUUACCCAUUGUCUCUGUAACAUCACACACACACAGUGAUCAUUAAACUAAAGAAACACUGUUUAAAGAAUGUCAACUUCCUCUGUUUGUCAGAAAAGAGAAAAAAAGAGAAAAAAACAUCUGGAAAGUAUAAGUCUGUCGUCUUAUAUUUACUACAAAAUCUUUCCACUUGUGAGCAGGAUGCUGAGUAUGUGCAUCAUUGGGCUCUGGUCUAGAACAGUUUAACCUCCUCACAUACUAACCUUAAAGCAACAAUGCUGGAUUUCUGAAUAAUACCAGGACCGUUUUCUCAAUGCAGAAACAUCCAUAGUCCAGCUCAAAAUGGCUGACUUAUUGUACGUGUCAAUAUCGGUUCAUGUUUUAAAAAAAAAAGGAAAAAAAAUAAACACCCAGUAUUCAUCCCGUCACGACAGUUUCACCUCUCCCAGACUGUGUGACUUUGAUUCCCAGGUGAAUUGUGCCAAACUGUCCCACGACCAGCAUUGAGCAAUUCAGCCUUCCUUUGAACAGGGAGGCUACUCCGUCCAUGAAGCAAUGAACUGUGAGACCAGGCUAACGGGUGUGAUGGUCUUCCACAAAUCCCAUUUUGUUUUUGUUUUUUUUGUUUUGUUUUGUUUUUGUAAAAAUGGUAUUUGGCACUUUAUCUAACACCCCUGUUACAUAUAUGUACAUAAUAAACAUGUAUUUUAAUCUGCUGAUGUCAUAUAAUAAAUAUGAUCAAUGAA